Molecule: messenger RNA, 1026 nt
Organism: Aspergillus steynii IBT 23096
Lineage: Eukaryota; Fungi; Ascomycota; Eurotiomycetes; Eurotiales; Aspergillaceae
Product: alpha/beta hydrolase
Exons: 1
Coding region: 229-1026 (265 amino acids)
Source: RefSeq, a predicted model, not a curated record
UAAGGUUUGAUUUUACUGACUCGAGUUAUAUAUGCUUCGAAUAUCCGCAGGGGUUAUUUACUAUUCCGUGUUAGAGGGGUGGGUUUCUUUGUUCUCGUCCAGCUAAGUCCAUCUUUCAUAACCCUCAUUUAGACUAUAGUUCCUGCGCCGCCUCCCUUUCUCUCUCUCUUUCUACUUCUCAGCAUAAUCUCCAUAGCCCCCUACCCACUAUCUCAUUCAAACACCACCAUGGCCUCCCCUGAAUCCAAAGCAACAAUCCUCCUCAUCCACGGCGGCUGGCACACCCCAUCCCACUACUCCGCCUUCACAACGUAUCUCGAAUCGCACGGCCACGAAGUCCACAUUCCCCGCCUCUCAACCACCAACGGCGCGCGCCCUCCCACCGCAGACCUCUCCACAGACACCGCGCAGAUCCGCACCUACGCCACCGAUCUCAUCUCCGCAGGCCACAGACUCGUCGUGAUCAUGCACUCCUACGGCGGGCAAGUCGGCACAAACGCCCUCUCCGGUCUGAGCCUGAAAACCCGGGCGCAACAAAACCUCCCCGGUGGCGUCGCGCGACUGGUCUACGUUACUGCGUUCGCGCUUUCCCCGGGGAACUCGAUGCUCGGGAUGGUGCGGGAGAUGGGCGACGAGGCGCUGAUUCCGGUGGCGUUUGCGUUUGACGAGGAUGGGGUGGUGUGGGAUCGGGAUCCGAAGAAUCUGCUUGUUGGGCCGGGGUUGGGGGAUGAGGAGAUGGAGAGGUUUGUGGGGAGUUUGGUCGUGUGGAAUGGGAGGGCCAUGGAGCAGGGGAUUAGUGGGUGUGCGUGGAGGGAGGAUGUGGGUGUUUCGUAUGUCUGUACGAGGGGUGAUAUGACGGUUCCGGAGAGGUAUCAGCGGACUAUGAUUGAGAGGAUGAGGGAGGUGGGGAAGGAGGUCGAGGUGUUUGAGCUGGAGACGGGGCAUUGUCCGCAGGUUACGAUGCCGAGGGAGUUGGGGGAGGUGGUUUGUGGGAUUGUGAGGAGGGAGGAGGGGAGGUGGGUUUAG